CCAUUUAAAAGACGGCAGCACACAGACUAUCCUUACACGUGUAUACACCAACAUUCCAGAUCCUUCCACAACCUUCUCCCCCUUCCUUUUUAAUAUCUCCAAAUUUUCCCCGUUCAAUUUCAACUCCUAAAUCACAACUAGGGUUUUCUCAUCAAAAUGGCUUCAGAACCAAAUGAAUCAGUAUCUUCUUUGAUCGAGAGACUGAUGUCGAUGCCCUACCUCUCUGGUUUCACCGGCACUCGGCGCGACUCGGAAUCGGACUCCGAUCACGAUUCCGAGCAUCACGAUCUUCCUCCUCACCUGGAUCCGUCACUCGAUCGGAUCAUCCUGAUUAAUCCGGUGACACAAGGGAUGGUGGUGAUAAGAGGAAGUGGUAUAGGUUUCGACUCCUUGUUGAACGAUCUCAUGAGGAAGGAAGGUCAACCUCCGGCGUCUCAAGCAUCGAUCGACGCGAUGCCGAGCCUGGAGGUAAAAAGUACAGAUGAGAUAGAGAAUUUAGGAGGUGAGUGUGUAAUUUGCCUCGAAGAGUGGAAGGUUGGUGAGAUGGCAAAGGAGAUGCCAUGUAAGCAUAGAUUUCAUGGUGGAUGUGUGGAGAAAUGGCUGAAAAUCCAUGGGUCUUGCCCUGUUUGUAGGCAUAAGAUGCCAGUUGAAGAUAUGGAUAAGGAAAAUGGAGAUAAAAGUGAGGGAAGAAGAAGAAGACAAGUGUGGGUGAGCUUUUCAUUUGGUAAUGAGAGAUCAACAACAACAAGUGAAGAAGAAAGGUGAUUAAAUGUUUGUAAAAAAAGAGAUAGCAAUUGUUUCUGUUUGUUCAUCCAUCUGCAAUUUUAUUUAUUUGAAGAGAUCAUUUCUCUUGCGCCU
Molecule: messenger RNA, 858 nt
Organism: Cynara cardunculus var. scolymus (artichoke)
Lineage: Eukaryota; Viridiplantae; Streptophyta; Magnoliopsida; Asterales; Asteraceae
Product: E3 ubiquitin-protein ligase MPSR1
Exons: 1
Coding region: 157-765 (202 amino acids)
Biological process (GO): protein ubiquitination
Cellular component (GO): cytoplasm
Molecular function (GO): ubiquitin protein ligase activity
Source: RefSeq, a predicted model, not a curated record